ACCCUCCGACUCAAGCUUAGGGACGUGCUCCGUCCCGUUCUCGUACAUCCUCCCAUGUGUACAGCCACACCUUGUGAAACGCGUCAAACGAACAUGCAGGGUGCGUCAAGCCGCAGCCUCGAAACGUGGACUGUCGAUGGUCUGGAUAGUUGCUGAUUUGCAUGUUCGGUAUGGGCGCCCCUCGUCACCAGGCCUGUCUGCCGUAGCAGAGCUGGCCGCGACGACAUCCCCGCAAUCGAUAACUGGGUCAUUUAAGCGCGUCCGUCGACUCUAUGUUAAGUGCGGGCACCACUUCGAGGGGGAGGAGGGCCGAUGGGAACUGGACGACCACCCGAGUCGAAUUUGGUGCAUUUCGUUGGACCACCUACUGUCCAUGGCCAAGCUUGCCAAGGGGUGGGGAAAGAGGCGGCAGCCGUUCAAUACACGCUUGCACUCUGGCUCACGCGGAGCAGGCACCCGCUGGCACCUGGGCAGGCCCGCCAUCAUGAACACUUGGCACGUCCGCCAGACUCGAUGCAUACCCACAGGUCCGUGUACCUGUCCCGAGAGCACGAGUCGCAAUGUAAUGACCACAGUUUCGCUCCGCUGGUGGCCACCCCCUCUUCUCCCCGCUGACUCCCAUCUUGCAAAGCACAGUGAAAGUGCUUUUGAGAAUGAACUACAGGCACAACAAUCCAACGGCCAUUCUGGCACUGAAGCGUAAUAGAGCCCAAUAGUGGCUGCGGAUUGGUCUUGGGCGGCGGGAGGAACGCCAGCGAUCGCUGAACAACCGGCAUCACUGGGCAGCUUACAGCGCAUUCUUCGCUGGUACCUGCUCUCUCCCACCCACCACCAAACCCCCUCAGAACUCGACCACAGCGGGCGAGGUUAAGGCGCUGGGGGCCCGAGCUCUCCAACACUGGAUGGCGUGGCGGUGACACCAUUGGCUGUCGGCAGCCAAGCUGCAAUCGAUUGUCGUAUUGGAGUCGCUAAGGUCGUGAUGGUUUCUCCGCU
Molecule: messenger RNA, 993 nt
Organism: Cutaneotrichosporon oleaginosum
Lineage: Eukaryota; Fungi; Basidiomycota; Tremellomycetes; Trichosporonales; Trichosporonaceae
Source: RefSeq, a predicted model, not a curated record